CGUAAAUCUACCCUCCAUCUCUUCCUCUCUCUCUCUUGUUGAUGAAAAUGCAAGUGAGAGGCCCACUGAUUUGGGUGUUGUUGGUGUUUUACAUCUUUGGACAUAUAUUUAUAAGUCAUAACAAUGGCUUUGUCGAAGCCAAGAGCUCGUCUAAAUUUGAAGAUCUAGAAAUCGAGAAUGAACUAAAGACCAUCAACAAACCCGCUGUCAUGAUCAUCAAGACUAUACAAGGAGAACAAUAUGGAUGUGUGGAUUUCUUUAAGCAACCAGCAUUUGAUCACCCUUCUAUGAAAAAUCACACAUACCAUUACAAGAUGCGUCCCAUAUGGAAUGGAAUGAGAGAAAGAAAGAAAAACAAUACUGCCAACGGGUUUGGUUACUUGUGGGAGAAUGGUGUGGGUUGUCCCAUUGGCACGGUCCCUAUAAAAAGAGUCACCAAAGACGAACUCUUGAGAUUACACUCGUUAGACGAUAAUUAUAAGCCUCGUGGUUCUUGGAGCACUACCACUUGUGAUCCCACUUAUGAUGUUCAUUACGACCAACAUCAUUAUGCGGUGGGUCGUACGAGGAAGAAAGGAAUGGUGUACAAUGGAGCAACAAUGGAACUUUGCAUAACCGCUCCUAAGGUUAAGCCUACCCAAUUCAGUCAUUCUCGGCUAUACAUUCAGAUGGGAGAUGAUUUUAUCCAAACGGGUGUGGCUGUAAAUCCAGUAUUGUACAAUGACAACCAACCUCGGGUUUUCGUCUAUACAAAGGCAGGUGCAAAAUCAUGUUACAAUAGCCAAUGCGACGUAGGAAUGAUAAGUGUUCGUCAAGAUUUUCCAAUGGGUACAGAACUGAAGCCGGUUUCUAUUCGCGGUGCUAAGCAAAGUCGCUAUGAAACCUUCGGUCUAAUCAAGGACCAAGCAAAUGGGAAUUGGUGGUUGGAGUUUGGUAGCAAGGCAGAAGAAAUCGGAUUUUGGCCAUCGAAUAGGUUUGGUCAAAGCUCUGGAAACUAUGUCGAAUGGGGAGGAGAAGUGUACAGCGCUUCACUACCAAGUCCCGAAAUGGGAUAUGGAUAUUUUCUAGAAUAUGAUAUAAUCUACGAUGCAUAUGUCAAACAUAUAUUUAUACUUGACGCUAAUCAUAAAUUUGAUCGUAGUGUGGAUUAUGUCGAGUCGUUUUCAGAUGACAAGCGAGGCUAUCAAGCGUAUAACACGAUAUAUUCUGGAUAUCCUGAUGCCGGCCAUAUAAUCCUUUAUGGCGGUCCAGGAAAUAUCUAAACAAAUGAUUAUAUCUUUGUAUGGAAAUUAAAAAAAUCUUAAAAC
Molecule: messenger RNA, 1307 nt
Organism: Thlaspi arvense
Lineage: Eukaryota; Viridiplantae; Streptophyta; Magnoliopsida; Brassicales; Brassicaceae
Source: the annotation of a GenBank genome assembly